CUGGCUAACGAACUCGGGGAGUUGAGUAUCGUUGGCAAGAAAAAUAAGGGGAAGCAGAAGGCAUUAACUAAGGAAGAGGAGGAGCAAAAAAAGAAAGAGGAAGAGCAAAAAAAAAAAGAGGAAGAACAAAAGAAAAAGAAAGAGGAAGAGCAAAUUAAGCUGGAAAACGAGAAGCUUCAGGAGAAGAAGCACAAAGUAGCCAGACUCAAGAAAGAGGAGGAGCUCGCGAAGGGGGGACACGCAAAAGUUGAGUUAUCUGACAAACGCCUUAACCAGGAGACAGGUGAUACCGAGUUUAGGAAAUAUACGGCACGCACCCGCCAAGAACUCGAUAAACUUGGCAUCCAAGAAAAGGAAUGGACUCAUGACGAGAUGGAGCACAAUGCGCGAGAGAAACUGAAGCACAUAAAAAAUCAUAUGGCAGGUGACGACACUUCUGAGUGGCAUAAACUGGAGAUGGAGAGUCAGAGAAUGUGCAACAUAGAAAACGUCAAAAGCGCUGCCAGCUAUGUAUUCGACGGUGGCAUGCCGCUCGAGAACGAUGCGGAUUCGGUCGUCUUGCCUUCGGAUGAUCAGAAGCCGGCUGACGAGAGCCCGGCUGGCAAGAGCCUGGCUGACGAAGGUCCUGCUGGCGAGGGUCCUACUAACGAGGAUUCAGCUGGAGAGGGUUCAGCUGGAGAGUAUUCAGCUGGAGAGUAUUCGGAAGACUCAAGUGAGCAAGAUGAUCCAAAUGAUUUGACUUAUCACCCCUGA
Molecule: messenger RNA, 753 nt
Organism: Clonostachys byssicola
Lineage: Eukaryota; Fungi; Ascomycota; Sordariomycetes; Hypocreales; Bionectriaceae
Source: the annotation of a GenBank genome assembly